CAUUCAAGAGAUAUAUUUUCUCACGUUCAUGUACCAAGAAUCAUAGUGUCGUAUUUUGUUCUGUGAAAUAAUGAUGUUGGCUGUGUUUAUAAGUGUAUUGCCUCUCUUGGCGUUGAGUGUAAGUGGUAACAAGUGUGAUGGUGACCUAUGUUCCAAGAGCACAGCCAGGAUUGUGGGCGGAGAGAUCUCAGAGCAGAAUAGUAGGCCUUUUCAGGUGGCCCUGUACUCUCGCGUGGGCACGACAGGCGAGCUCGGCUUCUGCGGGGGCGCUCUCAUCAGCCAGGAGUGGGUGGUGACUGCGGCACAUUGCUGCUUCCAUGAUGGCGAGGAAGUCAACCAUGUACAGGCGAUUCUUGGCGCGCAUUCUCUAUACGAUCGCUACGAGAACGGGCGACGCAUCGUGAACGUGGCGGAAUUAGUGAUACACCCCGAGUACAACCCUAACUCGUUCUCCAAUGACAUCGCACUGCUAAGGCUCGCUAAUGUUGUGCAACUUUCUGACAUGAUAAAUACGAUCCAGCUGCCGUACCGCAACAUUUCAUUAUUCAACUUCGCGGGCGCCGGAGCUACCAUCUCAGGGUGGGGCAUUGCAGCACAAGGGGUGAACUUCGUAUCACCCACACUUCGGCAGAAGUUCAUGACGGUGGUAACAGAUAAUUUCUGCAACGGCUACUAUUUCAACCAGCUCCCGGACACCACUGUGUGUACCUUCUAUGGAAGUGCAGGCACGUGUAAGGGUGACAAUGGAGGUCCUAUGACGAUAUUUUACAACGCAACCGAAACGGAUAUUUUGGUGGGCGUGACGUCAUUCAUCAGUGCCGACGGGUGCAAUGACAACCGGCCCUCUGUGUUCACCCGGGUGCAGAGAUACCUCGACUGGAUCAACCAAGUCACUGGAAUUGAAAUUAUUUAAACAUAUCAUUCUUUGUUUCUUUUAUAUUUGCGUGUAAAUAAAUAUAUUCAAGUUGCCGA
Molecule: messenger RNA, 972 nt
Organism: Helicoverpa armigera (cotton bollworm)
Lineage: Eukaryota; Metazoa; Arthropoda; Insecta; Lepidoptera; Noctuidae
Product: brachyurin
Exons: 7
Coding region: 71-913 (280 amino acids)
Biological process (GO): proteolysis
Molecular function (GO): serine-type endopeptidase activity
Source: RefSeq, a predicted model, not a curated record